Molecule: messenger RNA, 1549 nt
Organism: Populus euphratica (Euphrates poplar)
Lineage: Eukaryota; Viridiplantae; Streptophyta; Magnoliopsida; Malpighiales; Salicaceae
Product: probable glycosyltransferase At5g20260
Exons: 4
Coding region: 62-1471 (469 amino acids)
Molecular function (GO): glycosyltransferase activity
Source: RefSeq, a predicted model, not a curated record
GAUAUAUAAGAACCCUAGAUAUAGAGCAGAUAGGUCACCACUCAGAGAACAACCUAUCGACAUGGCAACCUUUAGUUGCCCCAUACAUUUCAUUCUGCUCUCAACCAUUUUUCUCCUCCUACUUCUCUACCACUCUCCAUUAUACAAAAACAAUCGAACUAUAAUUUCCCCUCCUUUAACCCCAAUAUCUAACCAACACAUAUCUAACAGCAACACCACUCAAGUUCUUCCACAAGUUGGAUCUCCUUUAACUUCUACCAAUAUUGCUCUAAACAAUAGCAUUGUUAGCCACACAAAAAAGAAGAGUAGCAUAGAGAGAAUAGAAGCAGAUUUAGUAAAUGCGAGGGUGGCUAUACAAGAAGCAAUUCGAAGAAAGAACUAUACAUUAACUGAGAAGGAGGAUACUUUCAUUCCCAGAGGAUCCAUGUACAGAAAUGCAUACGCAUUUCAUCAGAGUUAUUCAGAGAUGGUAAAGACAUUCAAGAUAUGGGUCUACAGAGAAGGAGAAACGCCCAUGGUUCACAAAGGGCCCAUGAAACAUAUCUAUUCAAUUGAGGGCCAGUUCAUCGAUGAAAUGGAGAGUGGGAAGAGCCCAUUUUUAGCUCGCAAUCAUGAUGAGGCCCAUGCAUUUUUUCUACCAAUCAGCGUGGCCUACAUUGUUGAGUUCGUUUACUUGCCUAUCACCACCUAUCAUCGUGAAAGACUAGUAAGAAUCUUCAAGGACUAUGUCACAGUCGUAGCAAAUAAAUAUCCUUAUUGGAACAGAAGCAGAGGUGGUGACCAUUUUAUGGUUUCUUGCCAUGAUUGGGCACCACAGGUCUCGAGAGAUGACCCAGAACUAUACAAAAAUCUGAUAAGAGUAAUGUGUAAUGCCAACACUUCUGAAGGAUUCCGACCAAGAAGAGAUGCUACAUUGCCGGAGCUGAACUGCCCCCCCUUAAAACUCACUCCAGCAUGCAGUGGCUUAGCUCCCCACGAACGCAAGAUCUUCGCAUUUUUUGCAGGUGGUGAGCACGGAGACAUUCGCAAAAUCUUGCUUAAACAUUGGAAGGAAAAGGAUGAUGAGAUCCAAGUUCAUGAAUACUUACCAAAGGAUCAAAAUUACACGGAAUUAAUGGGGCAAAGCAAGUUUUGUUUGUGCCCUAGCGGUUUUGAAGUGGCUAGUCCUAGAGUGGCGGAGUCAAUUUAUUCAGGAUGUGUCCCGGUUAUUAUUUCUGACCAUUAUAAUUUACCCUUCAGUGAUGUUCUUGACUGGAGCCAGUUUUCGGUACAAAUUCCAGUGGAGAAAAUUCCUGAAAUUAAGACAAUUUUGAGAGGAAUUUCGUAUGAUGAGUACCUGAAGAUGCAGAAGAGGGUGAUGAAAGUGCAAAGGCAUUUUGUGCUUAACCGACCGGCUAAGCCAUAUGAUGUUCUUCAUAUGGUGCUUCACUCAGUGUGGCUUAGGAGGCUCAACAUUAGGGUGCCUCAUUGAUUUUAGUAAGUACAAUUAUACAAUUUUUCAUGAUCAUGAAACACAUCAUACUUAGGAAUAGUACAUUUGAUUGUCCUC